Cordyceps militaris CM01 is the source of this 3300-nucleotide messenger RNA. RefSeq names its product cytoplasm protein. The transcript is spliced from 11 exons. The coding region runs from base 1 to 3300 and encodes 1099 amino acids. Gene Ontology annotation, molecular function: Glc3Man9GlcNAc2 oligosaccharide glucosidase activity. The record is from RefSeq and is a predicted model, not a curated record. Gene Ontology annotation, biological process: oligosaccharide metabolic process; protein N-linked glycosylation. NCBI's taxonomy places the organism in Eukaryota, Fungi, Ascomycota, Sordariomycetes, Hypocreales, Cordycipitaceae. Gene Ontology annotation, cellular component: endoplasmic reticulum membrane.
AUGCUCAAAGAAAGAAAAUAUUUGGGCGACAAGCCAGAGUACUGCCAUGUUUUGGCAGCUUGGGACUUGGCUGGUGAGGCUUGGCUCCCAGUGCGCGAGUGGCUGCAUACAUCCCGUUGGGGAGCCAUCGUCAUCGAUCGCCUGGACGAGCCAACAGCUCCAUGUCUCAUGUACUCCGUACAAUAUGCAGAUUCCCAACCCAUGGUUGUUUUCGACGGCCACGAGUACCUCACCGAAGAAGAGCGCCGCCUCAAGGAAGACCGCGAGCGCAAGCGUUACUGGAAGAAAUGGGGUCCCUACGUCGCCGAACGACAGUGGGCUACUGUACGAGAGGAUUACAGUCACGAUGGUGAUGCUUGGGGCCACUUUCCCCACGAACAUGCCCGGUCACGAGCCUUUCGCUGGGGUGAGGAUGGCAUCGCCGGUGUCUCCGAUACACAUGGCUGGCAGAAUAUUGGAUUUAGCUUUUGGAACGAAAAGGAUGACUUUCUGAAAGAACGUCUUUUCGGCCUCUCCAAUCCUCAGGGUAAUCACGGCGAGAGCGUCAAGGAAGCUCAUUUCCAUGUCGACAAUACACCUCAUUCCUACAUGAAGUUUCUAUAUAAAUAUCCUCAAAAAGCCUUCCCCUACGAAGAACUUAUUAAAGAAAACGCGAAGAGAUCGAAAGAAGACAAGGAAUACCAAAUCAUUGACACGGACGCAUUUGAUGAAGACCGCUACUGGGAUAUUUUUAUUGAAACGGCAAAGGAGGAAAACGACCCCGAUGAGCUCCUCUUCCGAAUCACAGCAUGGAACCGGGGUCCUGACCCUGCGCCGCUUCACAUUAUUCCCCAAGUCUGGUUUCGCAACACGUGGAGCUGGGGUAUCGAGCCCCCGGAGAAAAAGCCCACCAUGACAGCCAAUUCCGAGCUUUCUGCCACUUCUAAUCACUGGAGCCUCGGUCAAAGACAUCUGACACUCUCGCCCUCUCCUGGUGUUGGAUCGACUGGCGAAGAUGUUCUGCCAGAAAUGCUAUUCACUGAAAACGAAACAAACGUCAAGGUUUUGUACGAUCAGAAGAACACACAGCCUUUUGUCAAAGACGGAUUCCACCGCUAUAUCGUGAACGGCGAGAAGGACGCUGUCAACCCUGCGCGAACUGGUACGAAGUGUGCCGCUUGGUUCAGCUUCAACGAGGACGGGGUCGUUCGCUUCCGAUUUUCCAAAAAAGAUCAGAGCUAUCUCGAUGAAGAGGAAUUCGACAAUGUGAUUGAAAAGCGUAAAGAGGAGGCUGACGAGUUCUACUACCGCCUGAGCCCGCUGCCCAUGACUGAUGACUUGCGAAGUGUCCAGCGACAGGCCUUCUCGGGUAUGAUGUGGACUAAACAACAUUAUCUCUUCAUCUGGGAUCAAUGGGCCAAUGGUGAUCCCGCCUCGCCCCCACCACCGCCAGAGAGACAGUCAAUCCGCAACACCCAAUGGCGUCACAUGUACUGCGACGACAUUUUGUCCAUGCCUGACUCGUGGGAAUAUCCGUUCUUCGCUGCAUGGGACAGCGCCUUCCACUGUAUUCCUUUGGCCAUGAUAGAUCCCGAAUUCGCCAAGAAGCAGCUCGAUCUUUUUACCAGAGAAUGGUACUGCCACCCCAACGGCCAGUUGCCGGCCUACGAAUGGAACUUCAGCGAUGUAAACCCGCCUGUACAUGCCUGGGCUACGUUCCGCACGUUCAAGAUUGAGCGCAAACUCUAUGGUCGCCAGGACUUGGACUUCUUGGAGCGUGUAUUUCAAAAGCUGCUCAUUAACUUUACUUGGUGGGUAAACCGGAAAGACACGGACGGCAAAAACGUCUUCGAGGGUGGCUUUCUCGGCCUCGACAAUAUUGGUCUGUUCAACCGCUCAGAGCCCUUACCUACGGGCGGUGUGCUAGAGCAAGCUGACAGCACGGGCUGGAUGGCGUUCUACUGUCUGUCCAUGCUCAACAUUGCGCUUGAGCUGGCCAAGCAUCGGCGAAUCUACGAGGAUAUUGCAUCCAAAUUCUUUGAGCAUUUCAUUCUUAUCAGUGAUGCCAUGACGUUCAAAGGAGGCAACAAGGGUGAGCAGUCUUUGUGGAAUGAUGAAGACGGCUUCUACUACGAUGCCAUCUCCUGGGGCGGUCCGCACAUUCAACAGUUGCCCGUACGUUCGCUCGUCGGACUCAUCCCCCUAUAUGCCACAACGACGUUGGAGCCGGAACUCAUGAAUCAACUGCCGUCGUUCCGUAAGCGUGUCGAAUGGUUCAUCCACAACCGAUUGGAUGUCGCUGAGCGAAACAUGGCCAGUAUCAGAAAGAGAGGAAAGGGCAACAGAAUCCUUCUCUCAAUUGUCAGUAAGGAUCGCCUGGAAAAGAUUCUGAAGCGCAUGCUGGACGAGGAUGAGUUCUUCAGCGACCACGGCAUUCGGUCUCUGUCCAAAUUCCACAAAGACCACCCCUUCUCCAUGGACGUCAACGGGCAAGUCUUCAAGGUCGGCUACGUCCCCGGCGACUCGGACAGCGGCCUCUUUGGCGGCAACAGCAACUGGAGAGGGCCAAUCUGGCUGUGCGUUAACUUUCUCCUGGUCGAGUCUCUGCAGAGAUUCUAUCUCUUCUACGGACCCGAAUUCCAAGUCGAAUGCCCGACUGGCAGUGGUGACUACAUGCACCUGGGCAAGGUAUCAGAAGAGAUUCAACACCGUCUGCAGCAUUUGUUUGCACGCACAGAUGACGGCAGAAGAAGCGUCAAUGCUGGAAACGACAUGCUCGACUUUGACGAGAAUUGGAAAGACUAUCUCUGGUUCCACGAGUUCUUUGACGGUGACACUGGACGCGGUCUCGGCGCCAGUCACCAGACGGGCUGGACCGGACUGAUUGCCAGAAUGAUCCACGAUACUGGUGUCAGCUGUCGUCUCCCGCAGACGCCGCGCACGCCGUCCGUCGGCAUGGCACACUACUUUGACGACGUGUUCCACCGCACCGUCGAGGUCGGCGUGCCGCAGUCCCCGCGCAUGCACCGCAUCCGCCGCUCCUCGACGGCGCGCUCCAUUGGCGCCCGCAGCGACUUUGUCAUCGACGACCACGACGACGGCCGCUCCGACGGCACCGCGUCCGUCGGGGAAGGUAUCAUCCUGACCCACGGCGCCGGCUUGACCCGCGAAAAGACCGAGGCCGACUCCCACAUGCACGCCUACAUCUCGGACCAGCUGAGCCGCUACACCGACGAGAUGCGCUCAGACCGCUUCUCACACGCCGACGAGUUUGAGCCGUCGGCAAAUGGAAACGGACAGGGCAGCAGCAGUGGUCAGUAG